Messenger RNA from Carassius carassius (crucian carp), 3097 nucleotides. RefSeq names its product phospholipase C, delta 4a (gene plcd4a). Bases 447 to 2729 code for a protein of 760 amino acids. The record is from RefSeq and is a predicted model, not a curated record. NCBI's taxonomy places the organism in Eukaryota, Metazoa, Chordata, Actinopteri, Cypriniformes, Cyprinidae. Gene Ontology annotation, biological process: intracellular signal transduction; lipid metabolic process. The transcript has 16 exons. Gene Ontology annotation, molecular function: phosphatidylinositol-4,5-bisphosphate phospholipase C activity; calcium ion binding.
GUCACAUUUGCACGUUUAUUUGGUCAUGAUUAAAGCUUUAGUUGUCACACCACAGGAAUGCAACACUCCAAUUACACAAUGUGCCGGAUUGUGUUUCCACCUCAAAACUGACAUACCCUUGUUUUAUGUUUACAGUGGACAGGGAGACACAAGACACAAGGGAAGUUUUUGACUCCCAAAGACAGAGAGGAGACAGAAAGUGUAUUUUGAGGACAAGGGGCCCUUGUAGGCAUAGAAUAGUGUGUUUUGCUGUGGAUCUGUGGGUGUGUGUGUUGUGCGUCAGAGGGAGGUGUGUUGUGGUACGAUCAGCUCUGGUGAGAUGUGGACAAUCAGUCCGGCUCUGUUGCAGCGGGGGCCACAUUACACCGGCUUCUCCUUAGUUAUGCUCCUCUUCAAAGCUCAAAUACAGAUCCAACUAUGAGCCCACAGAGGGAUACACCUAAAAAAUGACAGAACGACAAAUGGCUUCUACCGAAAGGAGCCUACGUAUCCAGGCUGAUGACGACCUAAAGUCUAUGUUUGUUGGCACAGUGAUGAGAAAAAUCAAGUCUCGCACUUGGAAAAAGCAGCGUUAUUUCCGUCUACAAGAAGACUGCAUGACUAUCUGGUAUAAGAGCAAGAAAGCAGGAAAUGCACACUCCACCUUUUCUGUGGGUGAUGUGGAAGCUGUGCGGGAAGGGCACCAAUCUGAGGUUCUGCUCAGCAUUGCUGACGAGUUCCCUUCUGACCGCUGCUUCACCCUUGUGUUCCGUGGUCGACGAGGCAACUUGGACCUAGUGGCUGAAUCAGCAGGUGAAGCGCAAUCAUGGAUUAAAGGGAUACGCAAACUCAUUGAUAACCUGGAGAACAUGGGGCAGAGAGAGAAACUAGACCAAUGGAUCUGUGAUUGGUUUAAAAGGGCAGACAAAAACAGAGAUGGACGGAUGAACUUUAAGGAAGUCCGAGAUCUGUUGAAGAUGAUGAAUGUGGACAUGAACGAGCACCACGCUCUUCGUCUCUUUACAAUGGCAGACAAGUCUCAAUCAGGAACUCUUGAAGAUGAUGAAUUUGUGAUGUUCUAUAAGAUGUUGACUCAGCGCGAGGACGUCCUGCGAGUGUUUCAGGAAUAUUCGGCCGAUGGGCAAAAGUUGACACUCCAAGAUCUGAAAGAUUUCUUACAGGAGGAACAGCUACACAAGGACGGAGUUCAGCAGUAUGCACUAAAACUCAUAGAAUGCUAUGAACCUUCAGACACAGCAACAAUGCUACAAGUGAUGACGUUUGAUGGUUUUCUGAUGUACCUGACCUCACCAGAAGGCUCUAUCUUCAACCCUACUAUGGUGGAUCUCUACCAGGACAUGACUCAGCCUCUUUGUCAUUACUUCAUAUCAUCUUCUCAUAACACAUACCUUUUGGAAGACCAAAUCAGAGGACAAAGCAGUGUGGAAGGCUAUAUACGAGCUCUGAAACGUGGCUGUCGAUGUGUAGAAGUGGACUGCUGGGAUGGACCAAAUGGAGAACCAAUUGUCUACCAUGGACACACGUUCACUUCGAAGAUCUUCUUCAAGGAUGUUGUCACUGUGCUGGGUGACUAUGCAUUUAAAGCAUCACAGUAUCCUGUCAUCCUGUCUAUUGAGAACCACUGCAGUGUGGAGCAGCAGACAGUCAUGGCACAACACCUCACCCAGAUCCUGGGAGACAAGUUGCUGAAAAGCCCUUUAGAUGGAAAGUUUCCCAUUGGUCUACCAUCUCCUGAGGAUCUGAAAGGAAAGAUUCUGUUGAAAGGAAAGAAGAUAGGUGGAUUAGAGGAUAGCAUGAAUGGGGUGGUGGAUGACCCUUUGAUGGGAGAAGUGAGUGACGAAGAGGAGACUGCUGAAAUUGAUGAUGACCAUCAUCGCAAUGACAGUAUACGGCAUAGAGUCAAGAAAUCCAAGCAGAGUCUCUCUAAAGAGCUGUCGGACUGUGUGGUUUACUGCAAGAGUGUCCACUUUAGCAGCUUUAAACAUUCACGAAUUCAAUCCAAGUUUUACGAGAUCUCCUCCUUCACGGAGUCUAAGGCCCGGAAACACAUAAGGGAGGCAGGAGCAGAGUUUGUUCUCCAUAAUGCUCGUCAACUGAGCCGGGUUUACCCCAGUGGUUUAAGAACUGACUCAUCCAACUUCAACCCACAGGACAUGUGGAACGCAGGGUGCCAAAUUGUUGCUCUGAACUUUCAGACCGCAGGGGUUGAGAUGGAUCUGAACGAUGGCUUAUUCAGUCAGAAUGGACAUUGUGGCUACGUACUGAAACCAGCAUUCAUGAGCAACACUGAUGAAAGGUUUGACCCAGAAAGCCCCCAAAAUGACGCCUACAAGCCGCUUAGCCUGUCUAUUCAGGUAAUCAGUGGCCAACAGCUUCCCAAGGUAAAUAUCAAGGAGGGCUCAAUCAUCGAUCCCCUCGUUCGGGUGGAAAUUCACGGCGUACCACUGGACCAGGCCAAGCAGGAAACCAGAUACAUUGACAACAACGGUUUUAACCCAGUAUGGUACGAUACGCUUCAGUUCACAAUUCACGUCCCUGAAUUAGCGCUGGUACGGUUUGUCGUGGAGGACUAUGAUAAAACAUCAAAGAAUGACUUUGUGGGGCAGUUUACUCUCCCUUUCACCUGUAUUCAGCCAGGAUAUCAUCACAUUCAUCUCCUGUCUAAGGACGGCACCAGCAUACCUCCUUCCUCGCUAUUUGUUAAUGUCCGGAUAACUAAACAAACGUAAACUUACUUAAAGUUGUCUUACACUGACACAUGCACAAAAGAAACUAAAAAACGCAACAAUUUUAAGUCUUCCAAGUCAAUGCUUGUUUUCAGAUUGCUGACAUUUUAAUAAGUACAGUAAAAGUGUAAUAAAAAGUAACUUUUAAGGUAAAUUUGUGUUGCUAUAGAUUUAGUUAAUUUGUACGCCAAAUACUUUUAUAGUUAUUUUAUUUACUGUUAUUAAGAUUUUUGUGAUUGUAAGGAGCUGUAUCUAAAUAUAACUUCAGUGCGAUAUAGGUCCAGGUUGUUUUAACUUUAAAAUUAAAAGGAAAAUAGAAAAUUAUAUUUGCAUAAGGAAUUAAUCCAAUUUUGGUUUGUUUUUAGGUUUUG